ACUGCAGACGCUAAGAUAUUGUUGUUCUGUCUUUCGCUUAUACUAUAUAAAGUUUCUCACACCUGGAUUAUCAUCAAAAAUGUUUCGAAAUUUCGUUGGUGGAUUGCUUUUUGCCUUAUUGAUGUUUUUUACAGCAUUUUUUGGCUCCAUCUUUAUGAUGGGACCAACCUUGCCAUUGCUUUUUCUUCAACCAAAUUGGUUUCGAAACAUCAAUGAUAAAUUUAUAGGACUAUGGAUGGGUCUACCCGUCGUUGUUCUAGAGAAAGUGUUUCGUGUAAAGGUACAUAUAACUGAGGAGAAUUUUCAUUCACAAUUAAAUCAUGAGAAAGCAAUAAUUAUCAUGAACCACAGAACAAGACUUGAUUGGCUCUUUUUUUGGUCUGUCAUCAUGCGUCAGAAAAAACUGCAAUAUGAGAAAAUAGUUUUGAAGGAUGGUCUUAAACACAUUCCUGGUGCAGGUUGGGCUAUGCAGUUUGCAAUGUUUGUAUUUCUUAAGCGAAACUGGGAGAUGGAUGAAAAAUAUCUUCAGGACAUUCUUGAUUACUUUUUGAUGAUGAAAUGCCCCCUUCAGCUCCUCAUGUUCCCUGAAGGUACUGACUUUGGUCCCCACUCCUUGGCAAAGAGCAAAGAAUAUGCCAUAAAACAUAAUCUGCCUGUGUACAAACAUGUCUUGCAUCCCAGGCUGCGAGGUUUUACUUAUUGUGUAGAACGACUGAGAAAAGAGGGAAGUCUCCAUGCAAUCUAUGAUGUGACUGUUGGUUACCGUGGCAACUUGUGUCAAUCUGAAUCAGAUAUACUUUUGGGUAAACCCGAUGAAGUGCACUUCCAUAUGAAGCGAUAUCCAAUAGGCACUAUCCCAGAAUCCACAGAUAGCUUGGAGAAAUGGUGUAUACAGAGAUGGGUUGAUAAGGAGGAGACCUUAGAACAGUUUUAUAAAGGUUGUCAACUCUACCAGACCCAAGAAGAAAAGAUGAGACAAAAUGACACUUGGAGAAUUCUUCAUCAAAUGAUAUUAUUAUUUUCCUACUGGGUUGUAUUUCUUUGUGUUGUGUUAUGCUUAAUUUACAAAUACUGGUGGGUAAGGCUAUACGUAAUUCUAAUGGCUUCCAUAUUAUUUUUACAAUCAAACUAUGGUGGGGCUUUGAAACACUACAAAUUAGAAAAAAAUAAUGAAGACCAAUGUUUACGGUAGUAAUUCUUAUUCUUUGACAUUUCAACAAAGACUUCUACAUUUACUUUAGAAGGUAAUGUUUGUGUGGAAUCAAUUCACACGCGUUAUAAUGGGGGAAUAAAGCAGUUUAUAUUGAUAAUGACAUUAUAUUCGUCGACAUUUUCACGCGUGUGAGAUAAAAUACAAAUUACACAAAAA
Xenia sp. Carnegie-2017 is the source of this 1369-nucleotide messenger RNA. RefSeq names its product lysocardiolipin acyltransferase 1-like. NCBI's taxonomy places the organism in Eukaryota, Metazoa, Cnidaria, Anthozoa, Malacalcyonacea, Xeniidae. Bases 80 to 1192 code for a protein of 370 amino acids. The transcript is spliced from 4 exons. The record is from RefSeq and is a predicted model, not a curated record. Gene Ontology annotation, cellular component: endomembrane system. Gene Ontology annotation, molecular function: acyltransferase activity.